Effrenium voratum is the source of this 2132-nucleotide messenger RNA. Lineage: Eukaryota; Dinophyceae; Suessiales; Symbiodiniaceae. The record is from the annotation of a GenBank genome assembly.
GCUCAGCGACUAACACUAGCAGCAAUGGCUACAGCACGAAAGCGCAGGCGGAUCCUGGAUUUAGGAGCGCAGUUCCAAGCGUCCUGCCCUUGCUGCUUCCGCCCGGGCGUGCCCUUCUGCGACAGUUGCGACCCCAAAAGCAGCGCGGAUCGGCUCACAGGCCUCCGCUCGCUGCUGUCAGCCUAUAACCUGGAUGCAUACCUGGUGACCAGCGAGGAUGCACAUCUCUCGGAGUACGUAUGCUCGGCAGACGAGCGGCGGAGCUUCCUCACGGGCUUCUCCGGAAGUGCAGGAAGUGCCCUGGUCACUAUGGAGAAGGCCCUGCUAUGGACGGACAGUCGCUACUUCCUGCAAGCAGAAAAGCAGCUUGAAGGAAGCGAGUGGAUUCUGAUGAAGCAGUUGCAGGCCAACGUGCCGGAGAUGAGCGAUUGGGUCUUGGAGCACCUCAAGGGGAAGACGGUGGGGGUGGACCCUCGCUUGGUGCCGGCGGAGCUGGCGGAGGACUGGCGCGGGAAGUGGGGCGGCGCCGUGGCCUUAAAGGAGCUGCAGGUGAACUUGGUCGACGCCGUGUGGACCACGCGCCCGGAGGACCCCUGCAAUCCUUUGCAGAUCCAUCCACUGGACCUGGCCGGGGAGACCAUUCAAAGCAAGUUGACGCGCGUGCGAGAUGCCAUCGCCUCGCAGGGCGCGGGGGCCAUUUUGCUCAGCGCCUUGGACCAGAUUGCUUGGCUCUUCAAUCUCAGAGGCUCCGACAUCGAGUGCAACCCGGUGUUCUUCGCCUACGCCGCGGUGCUCAAGGACAAGGCCAUGUUAUUCCUCCGUGGGCUGGACGAAGGCAAGCCCGGACUGCAAGCCGAGGUUCAGGAGUACCUCAGCCAGGCCGGAGUGGCCGUGAAGCCCUACAGCAGCUUCUUCAGCGACAUUGCCCUGGAGCUGGGUGAUCAGAAGGUCUUCCUGGAGUCCUCCUCCUCCUCCCUGGCCUUGAAAAGUCUGGUGCGGCCCGAGCUGCGCGUCCAGGGCCUGUCGCCCGUGGAGGACUUCAAGGCUUGCAAGAACGCCGUGGAGAUCCAGGGCCUGCGCCGCGCCUGCAAACGCGACUCCGUGGCGCUCUGCGAGCUCUUGGCCACGCUGCGCCGGAAGCUCUGCGAUGCCAAGCCGGGGGAGCAGCCUGUGAAUGAGGUGGAUGUCUCCGAGAUGAUGACAGAGCUCCGGAGCAAGCAGCCUUUGUACGUGGGCGACAGCUUCCCGACCAUUUCUUCCUCUGGGUCCAACUCUGCCGUGGUUCAUUACCAACCCGAGCGGGAGAACUGCAAAACUCUUUCGCAAACCGAGAUGUAUUUGAUUGACACUGGCGGCCAAUACAAGGACGGAACUACGGAUGUCACACGCACUAUGCAUUUUGGAAGCCCCACUGCUGAGCAAAAGCGCUUUUACACUCGGGUGCUUCAAGGCCACCUCUGCCUGGCCUCCGCGGUCUUUCCGGAGGGCACCAGCGGGCUGCUGCUGGACGCCUUUGCGCGGCGGUUCCUGUGGCAGGACGGGCUCCAGUUCGGCCACGGCACCGGCCACGGCAUCGGCGCCUACCUCAACGUGCACGAAGGGCCCAUCCUCAUUGGUGGCGGCAGCGUGCCAGGGGACAAGAUCCUGGCCAGCGAGCGCCGGCGCCGCGCCCUGCUGCUGCCGUUCAAGGCUGGGCACUUUGUGUCCGACGAGCCGGGAUGCUACAAGGAUGGGGAGUUCGGGAUCCGCAUCGAAUCAGACAUUUUGGCGGUACCAGCAGACCUGCCCUACAGCAUGGGCGCUCAGCCCUUCUUGAAGUUUGACUACCUCACGCUGGUGCCGAUGUGCCGCGAUCUCUUAGACAUGUCCAUCCUGUCAGCGUCUGAUGUGCAGUGGCUCAACGAGUACCACGCCCGCGUCUGGGAGGAGCUGAAGGAGAGCUGGCCGGAGGGCGCCUUGGCGCGGGCCUGGCUGUGGGAGGCCACGCGGCCCAUCCCGUGAGACACGCGGAUUUGAAGACGUGACCAGUCAGAGGUGUCCGGCAAGGCGAGGGGAAGGCGGACGUCAGCCGAAAGACGUGAGGGCGGCGGAUGGAGAGGGAAGAUGCAGGUUGCCACAGCAUGCCUGCGCAG